This is a messenger RNA of Penicillium griseofulvum, 525 nucleotides long. RefSeq names its product MARVEL domain-containing protein. NCBI's taxonomy places the organism in Eukaryota, Fungi, Ascomycota, Eurotiomycetes, Eurotiales, Aspergillaceae. Gene Ontology annotation, cellular component: membrane. The coding region runs from base 1 to 525 and encodes 174 amino acids. The record is from RefSeq and is a predicted model, not a curated record. The transcript is spliced from 4 exons.
AUGAGCUUCACAACUACAAUUGCUCGUCCACUGCAGUUGCUCACUCGAGCCCUCCAGUGGUCCAGCGUUGUCAUCGUCAUGGGUCUAACCUCGUUCUUCAUCCACCACGGUCCCCGUGGCCAGCACACCACUUACCAAGAGAUCAUUUCUACCAUCUCAGUCGUCUUCUUCCUCCCGGCUUUCAUUUCGCCCUUCCUACCCUCGUCGUUGAGCAGAUUCGUGCUCGCUAUCGACGUCGUCUUCUCCUACCUCUGGUUGACUGCCUUUAUUUUCUCCGCGCAAGACUACAGUGGAAGUCGGUGCUACUACGCUAACCCCGCAGGCAUCGGCUGCAAACGCAAGAGAGCCAAUGAAGCAUUCAUCUUCGUAGCUUUCAUCUUCACCAUCUUCGGCAUGCUCCUUGAAGUCGCUGCCCUCUGGGCCUAUCGCAGGGAAAAUAGCCCUAACCACUCCACCGAGACCAAAGUCAAUUCCGGGACUCGUCCACCUAUGGAUGCUCCUGCAGCUCCUGCUGGAACUGUCUAA